This is a messenger RNA of Wasmannia auropunctata (little fire ant), 372 nucleotides long. Its product is annotated as receptor-interacting serine/threonine-protein kinase 4-like. Gene Ontology annotation, cellular component: nucleus. Lineage: Eukaryota; Metazoa; Arthropoda; Insecta; Hymenoptera; Formicidae. The annotation marks the transcript as partial. Gene Ontology annotation, molecular function: transcription cis-regulatory region binding; protein binding. Gene Ontology annotation, biological process: positive regulation of transcription by RNA polymerase II. The transcript has a single exon. The record is from RefSeq and is a predicted model, not a curated record.
AUAGAAUUUCUACUCAGUAAGGGUAUAAGUGUUGACGAUGUUGCUACUAGGAAUGGAUGGACACCACUACACUAUGCAGCAUGGAACGGUCAAUUAGAGGCUGCUAAGUUUCUUGUUGAGAGAGGUGCUAAUAUUAAUGCUGUAGACACUACUACUGAUGGUAGAAAACCUAUCCAUGUUGCUGCUCAGGGAGGUAGUAAAAAUGUAAUAGAAUUUCUACUCAGUAAGGGUAUAAGUGUUAAUGAUACUGAUAAGAAUGGAUGGACACCACUACACUAUGCAGCAUGGAAAGGUCAUUUAGAAGUUGCUAGGUUUCUUGUUGAGAGAAGUGCUAAUAUUAAUGCUGUAGACACUACUACUGCUGUCUCUUAU